Molecule: messenger RNA, 2492 nt
Organism: Mercenaria mercenaria
Lineage: Eukaryota; Metazoa; Mollusca; Bivalvia; Venerida; Veneridae
Product: transcription factor RFX4-like
Exons: 18
Coding region: 1-2268 (755 amino acids)
Biological process (GO): regulation of transcription by RNA polymerase II
Molecular function (GO): RNA polymerase II cis-regulatory region sequence-specific DNA binding; DNA-binding transcription factor activity, RNA polymerase II-specific
Source: RefSeq, a predicted model, not a curated record
AUGUCCAGAAACAGAAACUACAUUGCCAUUAAUAGAACCGGUAACAGAAAGCUACCCUGGCAUCAACAUUUCCAGGAACAGAAAGCUACCUUACCAUUAAUAUGUCCAGGAACAGAAAGCUACCUUCCCUUUAACAGGUCCAACUGGCUGGAACAUUGUCUUUCUAAUGACCAAAAAUCUGAUUGCAAUGACGUCACUGAUGACAUCGAUAGCAGUUUCCUUGGUAACGAAUCACCAGAAGAACGCAAAGGCACAUAUACAAGACUCAGAUCUGCGUCAAAGCCUCAUUCUACACCUCAGACUUUAAAGUGGUUGGAAGAGAACUACGAGAUAGCGGAGGGAGUGUGUAUUCCCAGGAGUACAUUGUAUGUACAUUACCUUGACUAUUGCGAGAAACACGACACCCAGCCAGUGAACGCUGCUAGUUUUGGCAAGAUCAUCAGACAACAGUUCCCGCAGUUGACAACCCGACGUCUAGGAACACGAGGACAGUCAAAGUACCAUUAUUAUGGCAUUGGUGUACGAGAAUCAUCUAAGUAUUAUGAAGUUGCAUUUUCAGCGAAAGGAGUUCAAAGUUCUGCUGAUGGAAAGAAGGACAACACAAAACAAAUCAUUGCAUACUCGCCACGGUCUAAGCUUGGAACUUUGCUCCCGGACUUCCCAGAUAUCAAAGACAUCAAGAUACCUCCAAACGUGGCGCAGGAAAAGGUUUUGACAUUCCUAAUGAUGUACAGGACCCACUGUCAAAGAAUUCUGGACACUGUUAUAAGAGCAAAUUUUGACGAGGUGCAAAGUUUCCUGCUUCACUUCUGGCAAGGGAUGCCAACUCACAUCAAAUCGAUCUUGGAGAGCAAGACCUUGGUUACACUGGUAGGAGUGUGUGACUCCAUCCUCUACAGAGCCAUUGCAAACGUGCUGAUGCCCACUGUAUUACAACCUUUACCAGAAAGUCUGACACAAGUUAUACGGAACUUUUCUGUUCAGCUUGAUGAUUGGUUGCGACAGGCGUUAGAUUCUCUGCCGGAAAGCUUACAACGAGUGAAAUUUGAUCUUGCCAGACGAUUCUCACAAGUAUUAAAGAGACAAACGUCACUGAACCACCUUUGUCAAGCUGCAAGGACUGUGAUUAACUCGGCGGAAAUUACGUCACAGAUGUUAGAUGAUUGGUUUAACGUUGACCUCAACAGUAUUAUCAAACAGACUCUGUAUACCACUGAGAGCAACAGCAACAUAGAUAAUAUCGUCAUUGUAAAACUUGCGCGGGAUUUUGAAAUAUUACUGGAAGAGCAAGCGCCACUGGAAUCCUACAUAGAAUGGCUUGACGGAAUGAUAGAACAAUGUGUUUCUAAGAAAUGCAAACAACAAGGCGAUGGUACUCCUCGGGUAGCCAGACAGUUCCUGUUGAUGUGGAGUUGUGUUGGAACACGAGUGAUACGGGACAUGACCCUGCAUAGUGCACCUAGCUUUGGUUCAUUUCACCUGUUACAUCUCAUGUUUGAUGAGUAUGUACUCUAUAUGGUUGAAAAUAUACACAACCAUGACAAGGCAAACGACUUACUGCGUGCAGUCAAAGGAGAAAUAGCAAUGGAUUUUUUAGAUGAACUUCUGCUAUCUGUACAAUACCCUUGCAAAAGCAGUAUUUUGACUGACUCGAUGGAUACACAAAGAACAACUGUUAUACGGGGACCUGAAUUACCAUUCCAGAAUGGCGAAAUCGAAGAAAGUUCCGGAUACUACUCUCAAAACGAAUCAGUAUGUUUUCAACAGCCAGUUAUGUGUACCAAUCAAAGAAUGAUUUGUUCCUCUGGACAGCCAUUGAACCAACCACCUCCAUUCGGAAAUGCUUUCCCAACGACAUGCCGUCAUAGAACGAAUUCUUUUUACGGCAUUUAUUCCUCACAAGUACCGGAUGUUGUUUCGUCAAAUAAUACCGCAGUAAACUCUUACGACUGCAAUGAUUGGUCAACAACAGGACAAAUAGGGUCAUCGGGAUUAACAAACAUGGCGAGCAGUAAGAAUUUUUCUGACAAAAAUAAUUUAUUGAAUCCGGGAAAUGCUAUGGAAAUACAAACUGUUCAACUACAGACGGAACGCCGACAAAACACGAGUCAUUAUUACGGAGGAUUUUGCGGAGAUCAGACAAGUUUUAAGAGAUGUUCAAACGGACACAAUACCUUUAGUAAGAAAUGUUCGGAAGAUAUUCCAAAUGACACUGUCAGACCGAACAUGUCUGACAUGUACUACCAUCACGUAACAAACCUUCUUUGACGUUAUUAAUACUACAAUAUACAGCUAUAUAAAAUGCAGUCAUUUAUAACUUUGAAUAGAAAUAAUUAUCGAAAUAUUUUUUGUUUUCAAGAAUCUUUCUUCUUUCUUAAUACUGUGUGUAUAUUAUUAUACGUACUUUAUUUUAAAAUGGAAAUGAUCUUUAUAUGUUGCUCCAAAUAAAAGGGCCAAUCGCCCGAUAACAUAGAUUUUUUUAAAAUAAAGUC